Aedes aegypti (yellow fever mosquito) is the source of this 1870-nucleotide messenger RNA. Its product is annotated as acidic repeat-containing protein. Gene Ontology annotation, cellular component: extracellular region. The record is from RefSeq and is a predicted model, not a curated record. Bases 144 to 1679 code for a protein of 511 amino acids. Gene Ontology annotation, molecular function: chitin binding. NCBI's taxonomy places the organism in Eukaryota, Metazoa, Arthropoda, Insecta, Diptera, Culicidae. The transcript has 4 exons.
GAAUGCCCUUUGUUCGACAAGUUUCUACUAUAAAUUGAUUUGAAUGGCGAAAUUUUCGCACAUAAUAGUAUUGACCACCGGGCCGAAGCAACAAUUGUAUUGAAGGAUUUGCCUAAAAAGGAAGGAUUCCACCAAAAAGGACAAUGUGUCGUGUUGGAUUGUUGCUGGCGGCGUUUGUGAUUGGAUUGUGUCAAGCUAGAACACUGCCGAAUCGUAGCAAACAAGUGAAAGCAUACGCGUACGUGCUGCCAGCCGGUGCCGAGGAGAUACGUGAUGACAUUAACCAUUCAUUUGUAUGUGCGAAUCGAACCGACGGAUUCUACGUUGACAUUGAUAAUGACUGUCAGAUUUUUCACCGAUGCCAGGACCGAGCCCGUUUCAGUUUCAUUUGUGCUGAGAAGACCGUUUUCAGCCAAAUGUAUCAAACCUGCGUGCACGAAGGACAGCUAGGGUUCCCCUGUGAAGACUCGGGUAUGUUCUUCCCGGAUGCAGAGGAAUCUUCAACUGCCAAUUCUGAAGCAGAGUCGUCCAGCGAAGGAGAAAGUACAAACGAAGAGCAGCAGCCUGCUGCUGAACCAAAUUCGGCAGCAGUCAUGAUGCCUGCUCAGGUCCUGUUGCCACCGGAAGAGGAAUCCAUGAUGGAUGCUUCCAAUGAUGAAGAGAAACUCAUAGGUUCUGUAGUUGCAAUGCCCAUCAGCGACAACUAUGUGAACAUGUUCGAUCACCAGCAAAUCAACGAUGAUAAGUUCGACCCUGUUGAAGAAGAGGAAGCCGACAACACGGCCCAGGAAAUGCUGGAUGAGCAAACUGAUGUUCAAUCUUCGGAAACUGCACUGCAUGAAGUCGUUGAUAGUACUCAGGAAGUGGAGGUUAACGAUGUUAGCAACGAAAGUAACAACGUUGGGGAAGAAAUUUUAGCUGAAACUUACGAAGCAAAUAGCGAUGAUGAACAUGAGCAUGUAGCCGAUGACACUAAUGUACAGAGCGAACAUGAAGCUGCAUUAUCAGAAGAGGUGCAACCAAUAAUGCAGUUACAGCUACAUCAUGACGUACAAGAAGUCGAAGAAUCGGAACCCGUUGUUCAGGACUUUCAGGAAGAAGAGCACACACCAGAACAAAAAGUUUCCGAUGUACAGAACACACAAUCAGUUGAGCCAGACAAUAGCAAUAACAUCAAUGAUGAAGAUGAUUCCAAUAUCAUUGAAAACAACAUAGUGGACGACCAAUUAGUCAAUGAACCAGUACAAGAAGCAGAAGCACAUGAGUCCGUUAGUGAUGAAGAAGCGUUACCAAGUUUGGAAAACAUUAUCGCUGAAGCAGAACUAGAACAUGACGACAAAGAAGAAAGUGAACAAAAGGUAGAGGAAAUCCCCGCUACCAUUGAACACGAUGACGUCACUGAAGAAAAAAUACAAGAACCGGAAGCAGCUUUGAUUCAGUCACAGUCGGUUUCGCAUGCCGUUGAGCAAACGCCUGUAGACGACCAAAGCCAAACUGUGAUGAACGAAGUUCACCCUUUGACUGCCACUCUUGCCGAGAAGAUUGCGGAACCAUCUUCCUCGAUGGACUUGCCAGAGUUUAUCGUUUCGACUGUAGCCGACCUCAGGAGGGGUGUUGUACCACCAGCGCUGAGGAGGCGAAAAACCUUCCUAUUCAAGGCGGAUGCUGUUCCUUCGUAGACACGUCGAGAAAAAAAUAUAUGGGAAAAUGGUGACGGCGGAUGGUUCCUUCUCGCUGGGCGCAACGAAAAACCGUCCACACUCUGGUAGCAAACGUUGACGUUGCUGUAGAUUUAAGUAAAUUAAUUUAUUUGCGAGUUAAAAUAAAGUAAAGGAGAAAAUAAAGUCUGGAAACUGUUCUUGUGCGAAAA